This is a messenger RNA of Heterostelium album PN500, 4806 nucleotides long. RefSeq lists its product as uncharacterized. Gene Ontology annotation, biological process: transmembrane transport; lipid transport. Bases 1 to 4806 code for a protein of 1601 amino acids. NCBI's taxonomy places the organism in Eukaryota, Evosea, Eumycetozoa, Acytosteliales, Acytosteliaceae. The transcript is spliced from 3 exons. The record is from RefSeq and is a predicted model, not a curated record. Gene Ontology annotation, molecular function: ABC-type transporter activity; lipid carrier activity; ATP binding. Gene Ontology annotation, cellular component: membrane; intracellular membrane-bounded organelle.
AUGGCUUUUGGUUCACAGCUUAAAGUCUUGUUACAAAAGAAUUGUUUAUUAAAAAAGAAAUCAAAAGUUGGAAUAUGUUGCGAUAUUGCUUUUCCAGUUGCACUCAUCGUGCUAUUAAUGGUCAUGAUGUCUAAAUCAGAAGAUCAUCCAAUACCAACAUUUGGAUUACUUGUCCAAAAUAAUACGGUUAUCUAUGGACCUUCCAGUUCAUUGAACACCGAACAAAAGGCAGUCGUUAAAUUGAUCAUCGAUCAGGUUAAACUGUUCAAUCCGAAUGCAGAGAAUCAAUUUAAAGGCAUGGAGUCACUCGAGCAGAUGGACAGCUAUUAUGCCAACAACAGUGAAUCUGUUAAACUUGGAUUGUGGUUCCCGACGAACCAGACUGCCUCUGCCAACAACCCAUUCCAAUACUCGAUCAGAAUGGAUUCCGAUGUAUUGCCACCGACCGAUAAGAUUACAGAACAAUUUGGAAACUCGCUUGGAUAUGCUUCAAGAGGGUUUGCUUCGUUGCAAACCGCUGUCGAUAAUGCAGUUUUAAGUACACUCGGCAACUUCCAACGUAAUCUAGGUGUUACCGCUCGACUCUUCCCAGAUCCAUUCACCGAGCAAUGGCAGACCUGGAGAACUGCAAGAGAUUUAAUCUAUCGUAAUAUGGCUGGUGUUAUCAUUACCGCUGCAAUAUUCUUCUUUGGCUACCGUUUGAUAGUUGAUCUCGUCGUUGAAAAGGAAACAAGAAUCCGUCAAGGAAUGAAAAUGAUCGGUAUGAGUGACAUUGCAUACUAUCUCUCUUGGCAAAUCCAAUCACUCUACAUUGGUAUUCCUAUUACCCUUGUCAUAUUAAUCAUUCUCUAUGCAUCCGCGAUCAUCAAGCAUGCCAACUUUGGUAUAAUGUUACUUUUAUUCAUUUUGUAUUUCAUUGCAUUAAUUCAAUUGGCAUGUGUAUUAAGUUUAUUCUUUGAUAAAUCAAAGUUUGCAGGUAUUAUGUCAUUGUUCUUUGUUGUUGGACUUUCUGUUGCAGGUAUAUUCGUUGCAAAAGAGAAUUUCAGUAAACAUUUAAAACUAUUGAUAAGUUUAAUAGCUCCAAUCGGUUUCAAUUGUGCAAUCUAUACGGUUGCUCUGAAAGAUUACAAUGGUGAAGAUCAAGAUAAAUCAAUUUAUCCAACAGAGUAUGAAGAAACUGGAAUGAUGUUGUUGGAUGCCGUCAUUUAUGUAUUGCUGUUGGCCUAUCUUGACAAGGUCAUUCCAGGUGAAUUUGGUGUUACCGAGCCAUGGUAUUUCCCAAUCUCUCCAAAUUACUGGCGUCCACGUCGUAAGUCUUACGAAUCGAUCAUGAAUGACCACGAACAAAACGAUGAUGUAGAGAUGACACCUGUUGAGUCUGCCUCGAGUGUAACUGUUUCCAUUAAGAACUUGAAAAAGGAGUUCCACACUGGUAACGGUCUGAGAACAGCUGUCGAUGGAUUGUAUUUAGAUAUGCACUCUGACCAGAUUCAUGCAUUCCUCGGUCAUAAUGGUGCCGGUAAAUCAACUACUAUCGGUAUGUUGACAGGUUUGAUUCCACCAACUGGUGGUGAUGCUUUCAUCGAUGGACAUUCGAUUGCAUCUCAGAUGAGUCAAGUUAGAAAUGUAAUUGGUGUAUGUCCACAACACGAUGUCAUCUGGAAAGAGUUGACUGUAUUCGAGCACUUGAAGAUCUACGCUGCACUAAAGGGUAUAACUUCGAAGCACGUAGAUGAAGAAGCCGAGAAGAUGGCAUUUGAAAUUGGAUUGGGUGAAAAGAUUAAUGCACCAGCUGGUACUCUUUCUGGUGGUCAGAAACGUAAGCUUUGUCUUGGUAUCGCAUUCAUUGGUCAUUCAAAGAUUAUCUUUUUGGAUGAAGUAACCUCUGGUAUGGAUCCAUUGUCGAGAAGAGGUGUCUGGGAUUUCCUUUUGAAAUACAAAAAAGGUCGUACCAUUAUUCUCACAACACAUUUUAUGGAUGAAGCUGAUUUCCUUGGUGAUCGUAUUGCCAUCAUUUCACAUGGUCGUCUUCGUUGUGAUGGAAGCAGUCUCUUCUUGAAGAAGAAGUUUGGUAUCGGUUAUCUCUUGACUUGUGCAAAGGUGGCCGAUGUAUGCAACACCGCUCAAGUUACUCAGUUUGUUCAACAAUUUAUUCCAGAGGCAGCCGUCCUCUCUGAUGUCGGUACCGAGUUGAGUUUCCGUCUUCCAACAUCUUCAGUUACUCAGUUUGUUCCAUUCUUCCGUGAGUUGGAUCAACAAAAGAUUCUUCUCGGUCUCGGUGGAUAUGGUAUCUCUGUUACUACAAUGGAAGAAGUAUUCCUUCGUAUUGGUCAAGAGACUAGAAACAAUGCUAAAGGAUUCAAUUUGAAUGCCAACGAGAAUCGUAAUGAAGCUGCCGUCAAAAAAGCAAUUUCAACAACAUCACUUGAGAGAAGUCCGAUGCAGCAAUUCAAAGGACUUAUUAUUAAGCGUCUUCAAACUAGCUACAAAGACUUGAAAUCUUUCACACUGUCCAUUCUACUUCCGGGUAUCAUUCUUGGAGCAGCGAUUGUCGUCUAUAAGUUUGUAGGUGAAGAUGAGGAAGUACACCCAUUGACACCACUCACUUUCAACAUGUCAGACUUUGGAAACAAAAACUACAUUCCAAUCAAAACCAUCGAUAACGAUAUCCAAGCAUUUAGAAGUUCACCGUACUUCAAUGAACUUCGUAUGGUUCCGAACGAUCUGGAUGACUAUCUCGAGAAAAACUACACUAAUGAUGCAGGUGCAUUCAAUCUCCUUACCUCAUUCAACCAGAAUUUCACAGCACCCAAUACAACCAACUCUACUCUUUCCUACACUGUUUUGUUCAACAUUGAUUAUGUUCAUUCGAUACCGAUGCACAUGAAUAUGCUCACCGAUUCACUGCUAAGAAAUAUUACCAACAACAUUGGUAUAGUUACUACUAGUCUACCAUUCAAACAUGUUUUGACAACUUUCCAACUUCAAUCCCAAGAGGUCAACCGAAAUGCUAUUCUCUACUUUAUUCUGUUGUUCAUGGGUGGCUAUUCAUUGAUGGCUGGUUCAUUUGCAGGAAAUGUUUGUGCUGAACGUAAUUUCAAUAUCAAACGUCUUCUCUAUAUCUCUGGUUGUAAGAAAUAUGUCUAUUGGCUGUCCAAUUUAGUAUGGGAUUAUAUCUUUGCUCUGAUUAUCAAUAUUGUUAUUUCUGCAGUUAUUGUCUCUGUCGUCGAUGAGUUCAGUGGUAAAUUUGGUUUGAUAUUCCUAGCUCAAAUACUCUACAGUUUCGGUAUCAUCCCUCUCGCAUAUUUAAUGUCAUAUCUAUUCAAGACACAUGGAAAGGCAACCGGCUCCAUCUUUGGAAUUCAUUUUGCUUUGGCAUUCAUUUUCCUAUUGACCACAAUGAAGAUCAGAAUAGACACUUACCAAAACUCCGACUUGGAUCUCCAAAAAAAAGGAGAUAUUGUUGAUUAUGUAUUCUUUAUAAUCUCCCCUGUGUUUUGUCUCGCCAAAGUAAUGAUUCUCAAUUCUAAAUUCCCAGGAUUCUCUAGAGUCGGUGAGAUGAAGAUUGAAAAUCAAUGGGCAUGGAAUGCUUGUGGUGCUCCGAUCUUGUUUUUGGCAUGUCACAUGAUUCUCUGGUUAUCGUGGCUCUUCAUUCUCGAUCUCGUUCCAGAGAUUCGUGGUAAAUUGAAGAACCCAAGAAACAAUGCAUCUCCAAAUCCCGAGCCAAACGAAGACUCUGAUGUCGCUGCUGAAAGAGUUCGUCUACACAGUCUUGACCACAACCAAGAGGUCGUAGUUAUCAAAGGAUUACAUCGUGUUUUCAGAUCCAAAGGAAAGAAUCCCAAAAAGAUUGCAGUACACAACACUGCCCUCGGUAUUCCACGUGGUCAGACCUUUGGUUUACUAGGUAUGAACGGUGCCGGUAAGACAACAACUCUUUCAAUGUUGUCUGGUGAUAUCAUUCCAUCCGCCGGUAGUGCAACUAUCAAUGGAUACGACUUAAUUUCAGAGCGAUCGGAAGCACUUCAAUCGAUUGGAUCGUGUCCACAAUUCGACGCUCUAAUUCCAUUGUUAACAGCACGUGAACAACUCUGGCUCUACUGUCGUAUCAAAGGUAUUCCAGAGCAUCAAAUCGGAGAGACUGUCGAGGCAUUCCUCACUAUGAUGGAUUUGCAACCAAUUGGAAACAGCAACUGUCACGGUUACUCUGGUGGAAACAAACGUAAGGUAUCACUCUCCAUCGCUAUGUUGGGCAAUCCAUCUGUUGUCUUCUUGGAUGAACCAUCAACUGGUUGUGACCCAGAGAUUCGUAGAUUCAUGUGGAAUGUCAUCUCUGAACUCGGUGCCAACAAGGUUAUCAUCAUCACAACUCACUCGAUGGAGGAAUGUGAAGCACUCUGUCAACGUAUCUCUAUUAUGAAAGACGGUAAAUUCACUUGUCUUGGUUCGAAUCAACAUAUCAAAUCCAAGUUUGGUUCAGGUUACUCAAUUGACAUCAAAUUCAAGAAAGAGUAUUACGAAACUGGUAUUAAUAUGGUAUUGAGAGAGUUCCCAUCGUCUUUCUUGCUGGAUCAACACGAUCUCAUUGCCAACUUUGAACUUCCAAACAAUACACACAAACCGAUCAUGGUAUCAGAGAUCUUCUCUACUCUCCAAAAUCAAUUGGCACAUAUCAUGGAUGAUUACUCUGUCAGUCAAACAUCAUUGGAACAAGUAUUCCUCAAGUUGACAUCAUCCAAACACGAAGAGCGUCUCGAUCAAUAUUCAGAAAGAGAAAGAGAAGGUGAGCAAUUACUAUAUAAUUGA